Messenger RNA from Striga asiatica, 1677 nucleotides. NCBI's taxonomy places the organism in Eukaryota, Viridiplantae, Streptophyta, Magnoliopsida, Lamiales, Orobanchaceae. The record is from the annotation of a GenBank genome assembly.
AUGAGUGGCCAAAGAGUUGCUCAAUCUGUGGAUGAAGAUUUUGGCGAAUGUGGACUGGAAAAUGCAGACAAGCGACGGGCGCUGUCAUCGGACAGUAAACGGGCUAAGGAGACAGCCGUCGAUCGGCUGAGUGAGCUGCCAGAUUCCUUAAUCAUCCACAUCCUUUCUUUCCUGGACUCUGAUGUGACCAAAGCUGCAGCUACCUGCGUGCUGUCCAAAAGAUGGCAAUAUAUCUGGCCUCAACUGCCCAGGCUGGCCUUCUGGAACUCCACCUGGGAUUUGGAGAAAUCAAGCAGUUUCGUGUCAUGGGUCCACAGGACCCUUCUUUUCCGCACCACACCUCAUUUGGAGGAGUUUGAGGUCAGCUUUCUGUACGACGAGUGCUAUGCCUCAGAUGUCAACGCUUGGGUACGCAUUGCCCUGAGAAAUAGAGUGAAAAAACUUAGCUUGGAUUUACACUCGGAAACAUGUUUUCACAUUCUUCCCCAGGUUUUGUAUUCCUCUUCUUCCUUGGAGUCCUUGUGCUUGACUCGCUGCGUUGUGGGUCCACAGAGCACGAUUGAGUGGCCAUCUUUGACUUGGUUAAGUGUUUGCAAAGUGGAGCUAAAUGAAGGUGUGAUUCGAAAGAUACUAUCAUGUUGUCCUGUUCUGCGUACGUUGGGACUCACAUCAUGCUGGGGAUUCAGGCGUUUGGAUGUAAAUUCCGAGAGAAUUAAAGACCUUACGGUGUUGGACUAUGCAGAUAAAAGUAUAUUAGAAUUGAUGAAUAUCUCGGCACCCUUUCUGCAUGAGCUACACGUCUCAUUUUGUCCAAUACAGACAAAACUGCAGCUCAUGAAUGUAUCAUCCCUUGUUAGCGCCAACAUCUAUUUCUAUGUAAACAAUGUAUCUGAUGAUGUAAUGAAUGACACAAUGGAACUUCUUGAAAAGACCCAACAUGCCAGUGGACUUGUACUAGGAGGCGCAUGCAUUAAGGUUCUAUCAAAGUUGGUGGCGCGUGGGUGGCGGCCUCCACAAUCGUCCAAGCGAAAUUGGUUGACAUUAGAAACUUUGCGGGAUGAGAUUAGCAUUCCUGGAAUACUUGCCCUGAUCGAAUCUUAUCCAAACCUCGAGAAACUUCUUAUAGAGUGUUGUGAUCCUUACAAGGAAUCUGCCAGGACAUGGACCCCUGCUGCAAGGGAUGAUUUGGAUCUCGACUUAGUGCACUUGAAGACUGUUCGUUUAUUUGAUUUUGCUGAUCCCAAUUUAGGAGGUGAGCCGAUGCUUACGUUGGCCCGAAUCUUGCUUAAGAGAGCCACAUCAUUGAAAAAGAUGGUGAUCGAUGCACUUGAAAGUCUAACCAAUUUUUCAUCAGAUUUUGCUAAGAUGUCUGAAACAGUACUUAGUUACCCGAAAUCUUCGGGAAAAGCAGUGAUCAUCCUCCCUUUUUGGGUGUUAACUGGCAAAGAUCUCGACGACAGCCCACGAGUGGCGGGCUUUGUUGGAUACGGUGGUAACUGGCGGCGGAAGGCGGAGGCUUGCGGCUGCACGGCCAAUCGCCGGGUUGAGCAGAUUGGUAACUCACAACGCCUGCCGCCUGGUCUCGUGAGCGACGGAGACGUGAUUUUCUGGUGCUUAGAUUCAUGGCUUCCGCUCAAUAAGUCUGAGGUUUAUAUCCGCUGCAAAGGGGGGUUGUGA